Messenger RNA from Diachasmimorpha longicaudata, 1172 nucleotides. Its product is annotated as glyoxalase domain-containing protein 4. Lineage: Eukaryota; Metazoa; Arthropoda; Insecta; Hymenoptera; Braconidae. The coding region runs from base 191 to 1042 and encodes 283 amino acids. The record is from RefSeq and is a predicted model, not a curated record. The transcript is spliced from 6 exons.
AGUACUUAUCACCGGUACGUUCCGGGAUUAGUUAUUAUCUUGCAAUUCCUUGAAACAGACGCUUCGCGAGUUCGAUUAAUCGUGUCGUAGUAUUUACGUCGUGUUGAGUCGAGUCAAAUCGAAUUAGAACACAUUCAGUAAUUUUUUGGAAUUCCAGAUUGUAAACUUAUUGAUUAAUUGAUAAAUAAUCAUGGUGACUGGUAGAGCCUUGCAUUUUGUUUUCAAGAUUCCAGAUCGUCGACAGACGGCGAAGUUUUAUCGAGAAAUACUGGGCAUGAAAGUAUUGAGACAUGAGGAAUUCAGUGAUGGGUGUGAGGCUGCCUGCAAUGGACCAUAUGCUAACCGUUGGAGUAAGACCAUGAUAGGAUAUGGUCCUGAGGACACACAUUUCGUGAUUGAAUUGACGUACAAUUACGGAAUAAAGAGUUAUGAAUUGGGAAACGAUUUCCAAGGUAUCACGAUACGCUCGAAGGAGGUCAUCGAGAGAGCUAAGAAGAAUAAUUGGCCAAUUAACGAGGAAAAUGGAGUUUCUGUCCUGCAGGCACCUGGGGGCUACAAAUAUUAUAUCAUCAAUGAGCCACAAGUCGCUGGUAAAGACCCCGUGGAGAAGGUGACGUUAUCGAGUUCAAGCCUCGAGAAAAGUAUAUCUUAUUGGAAGGACAUUCUGAAUUUAAAAGUAUAUGAUCAAAAGGACAAAACUGUUCUUCUCGGAUUCGGAGACGAUCAGGCGAAACUCGAGCUUAAAGACAUUGGAACUCCAAUAAACCAUGCAAAGGCCUAUGGAAGAAUAGCUUUUGCAGUUCCUCAUGCAGAACAGCCCGAAAUCCAGAAAAACAUUAAACAGUCCGGCCAUAAAAUUUUGACGGAUCUGAUAACGUUGGACACACCAGGAAAGGCAUCAGUUCGAGUAAUAAUAUUGGCAGAUCCGGAUGGCCAUGAGAUUUGCUUUGUUGACGAGGAAGGAUUCCGUCAAUUGUCAGUGCCUGAUUACCCCAGUGAAAAGAUUCUUGAUAAAUACAUCGCGAAAGAUCCAACUGAAUGAAACUGAAUGGAAAACCAGUUGUAAAUACUCUUCAAAGAAAUGAAACGAAAAUGAAACGAGAUGCUGAUCAUAACUCUGUUGUUAUACUAUAAUUGCGAGAAAAUAUAUUUUUAUUCACAACGUACAUAAA